Molecule: messenger RNA, 7289 nt
Organism: Phymastichus coffea
Lineage: Eukaryota; Metazoa; Arthropoda; Insecta; Hymenoptera; Eulophidae
Gene: didum
Product: unconventional myosin-Va
Exons: 17
Coding region: 128-5740 (1870 amino acids)
Biological process (GO): actin filament organization; vesicle transport along actin filament
Cellular component (GO): myosin complex; cytoplasm; actin cytoskeleton
Molecular function (GO): microfilament motor activity; ATP binding; actin filament binding
Source: RefSeq, a predicted model, not a curated record
GCACGCGAGCGGACGUCGCGUCUACGCCCGGAGCGCGUUGCGGUGCGUGAUCGACACGACGAUGCGGACAAGCAGUGGCGUCGCGAGUUGGUGCGUCCGCAGCUGAGCAGCGCGAGCAGCGACCGUCAUGACCACCAGGGAGCUCUACGUCAAGGGCGCGCGAGUAUGGGUGCCGCACGCGGACAAGGUGUGGGAGGGCGCGGUGCUGCUGGAGGACUACGGGCCCGGCCAGCAGCGGCUGAGUCUGCGCACCGAGGAGACGAAGGAGGAGAGCCGCCAGCUGGACGUGCGCUCGGACGCGGACCUGCCGCCGCUGCGCAACCCCGACAUCCUCAUCGGCGAGAACAACCUGACCUCGCUCUCGUUCCUGCACGAGCCGGCCGUGCUCUACAACCUGCAGGUGCGCUUCCAGCGCCACUGCAUCUACACCUACUGCGGCAUCGUCCUCGUCGCCUUCAAUCCCUACAACGAGCUGCCCAUCUACGGCAACGACACCAUCUGGGCGUACCGCGGACAGGCCAUGGGCGACCUCGAGCCCCACAUUUUCGCCGUGGCCGAGGAGGCCUACACCAAGCUCGAGAGGGAAAGCCACGACCAGUCGAUCAUCGUGUCGGGGGAGUCGGGUGCCGGCAAGACCGUCUCGGCCAAGUACACGAUGCGCUACUUCGCCACGGUCGGCGGCUCCGCCAAGGAAACGCAGGUGGAGCGGAAGGUGCUGGCCUCCUCGCCGAUCAUGGAGGCCAUCGGCAACGCCAAGACCACGAGGAACGACAACUCGUCGCGGUUCGGCAAAUUCAUCGAGAUACAGUUCAACAAGAACUACCACAUCACGGGCGCGAGCAUGCGGACCUAUCUGCUGGAGAAGUCGCGGGUCGUCUUCCAGGCCAGCGACGAGCGCAACUACCACAUAUUCUACCAAAUGUGCUCGGCCCGCGAGCGCUUUCCCCACUUGGGCCUCUCGGAGGCGCGCGACUUCCACUACCUGAACCAGGGCGAGGACACGGCGAUCGACGGCGUGGACGACCUCGAGUGCUUCGACGAGACGAUCGGCGCCCUCGCGAUACUCGGCUUCGGCCCGAGGGAGCAGGACGACCUGCUGCGCGUGCUGGCCUCGCUGCUGCACCUCGGCAACGUGCGGGUGGACAGCUGCGACGGGCAGGACGCCGAGAGCUGCUACAUAUCGCCGACGGACAGCCACCUGCUCGCGAUGACGGAGCUGCUGGGCCUGGACCCGCGGGCGCUGCACAAGUGGCUGUGCCACCGUAAGAUCGUGUCGACCAGAGAGGUGAUCCUCAAGCCGAUGAACGUCGAGCAGGCCGUGGGCGCGAGGGACGCGCUGGCCAAGCACAUCUACGAGGAGCUCUUCGGCUGGAUCGUGGCCCACGUGAAUCGCACGCUGCAGUCGCCGGCCAAGGCCCACUGUUUCAUCGGCGUGCUGGACAUCUACGGCUUCGAGACCUUCGAGACCAACUCGUUCGAGCAGUUCUGCAUCAAUUACGCGAACGAGAAGCUGCAGCAGCAGUUCAACCAGCACGUGUUCAAGCUGGAGCAGGAGGAGUAUCUGCGGGAGGAGAUCGAGUGGACCUUCAUCGACUUCCACGACAACCAGCCGUGCAUCGACCUGAUCGAGACCAAGCUCGGCAUACUGGACCUGCUGGACGAGGAGUGCCGAAUGCCCAAAGGCUCCGACGGCUCGUGGGCGGAGAAGCUCUACUCCAAGUGCAAGGGCUCGAAGCACUUCGAGAGGCCGCGCUUCGGCACCACGGCCUUCCUCGUGCACCACUUCGCCGACCGCGUGCAGUACGAGACGGCGGGCUUCCUGGAGAAGAACCGCGACACGAUCAUCGAGGAGCAGGUGGAGGUGCUGCGCAACAGCCAGAACGCGCUGCUGCGCCGGCUGUUCUCCGACGGGGAGAGCGCCAGGCUGGCGGUGCCGCGCGCGCGAGUCAAGAUCAGCGCCAGCCAUCAGCACAGGCCCGCCGCGGGCCCGGCCGCGGCGACGACGCCCACGGCCGCGGGCAAGAACAAGAAGACCGUGGGCUCGCAGUUCCGCGACUCGCUCAACAUGCUGAUGUCGACGCUGAACGCGACGACCCCGCACUACGUGCGCUGCAUCAAGCCCAACGACACCAAGGAGUCGUUCGAGUACAACGCCGUGCGCGCGGUCCAGCAGCUGCGCGCCUGCGGCGUGCUCGAGACCAUCCGCAUCUCGGCCGCCGGCUUCCCCAGCCAGCGCACCUACGCCGACUUCUUCGCGCGCUACCGCUGCCUCUGCAGGUUCAAGGAGAUCAAGCGCGACGACCCGAAGGAGACCUGCAGACGGAUGCUGGCCCACUACAUCAAGGACAGCGACAAGUUCAAGUUCGGCCGGACGAAGCUGCUCUUCCGCGCCGGCCAGGUGGCCUACCUGGAGAAGCUGCGCGCCGACAAGCAGCGCGAGGCCUGCCUGACCAUCCAGAAGACGGUGCGCGGCUUCGUGGCCGCGCGCCGCUACCGGCAGCUCCGGCGCGCCGUCCUCGGCCUGCAGCGCCACGCCCGGGGACACCUCGCGCGCCAGCGCGCCCAGGCCGUCCGCGAGCAGCGGGCCGCCACGAGGAUACAGGCCUGGGUCCGCGGCUGGACCAAGAGGACGAGCUACCGCAGGCUCCGGCGCGCCGUCCUCGGGCUACAGGCCCACGGCCGCGGCGCGCUGGCCAGGGCCAAGUUCGCGAGGAUGCGCAGCGAGGCCGCCGCCGUCACGAUCCAGCGGUACGCGAGGGGCUACCUCGUGCGUCGCGCGUGCAGGCGCCGCUUGCGCGCCAUCAUCGUCGUGCAGGCGUGCGCGAGGAAGUUCCUCGCCAAGCGCGAGUUCAAGAGGCUCAAGGUGGAGGCGAAGAGCGUCGAGCACGUCAAGUCGCUCAACAAGGGGCUCGAGAUGAAGAUCAUCAACCUGCAGCACAAGAUCGACGAACUAGCGAAGGAGAAUCAGCAUCUUAAGGCGCUACAGCUGGAACUGGGGGAGGUGAAGAGCAAGCUGGACGGCUACAAGGCCGUGGAAAUGGAGAACCGAAAGCUGAAGGCGAUCGUGCGGCAGAAGGAGAAGGAGCUCGAGCAACUGCAGGUGGCGGUGGAGAAGGAGAAGGACAAGCGGCAGGAGAGGAUAAAGGCGAAGGACCGCAGCCUGAUGCAGCAGGAGGCCGAGGUGCACCGGCUGCAGGAGGAGAACGAGCGCCUCCGCGGCGAGCUGGCGCUGUCGCAGGAGAGGAUGCGCAGCUCGGAGCGCGGCGCCGAGGACACGUACAAGAGCCGCCUCGAGCGCCAGAAGAACCUGCUGCUGAUGGACCAGGACCAGGACCGCAGCGCCUAUCAGCGCCUGCUCAAGGACUACCACGAGCUGGAGCAGCGGGCCGAGACGCUGGAGCAGAAGCUGGCGGCGGCGUGCGCGCCGGGCCACGCGAGGUCGCUGAGCAACGCCUCGAGCGGCAGCGGCGACAAGCCCAUGCACGACGACUCCAACGCGGACUUGGGCUACGGCUCGGUGCGGUCGACCGCCUCCUCGGGCACGCCCCACUCGCGGCUCGAGACGAUCGAUUGGAGCCAGAAGCGCUCGGAGAGCCCGCCGGAGGGCAGGCCCGACGGGCCGACCUCGCCGGGCCCGCAGUCGCCGCUCGACGUCGGCCUGGUGCUCAAGCUGCAGCAGAAGCUCAAGGACCUCGAGAAGGAGAACGGCCGGCUGAUCCGGAUGGUGGAGGACUUGGAGCGCGAGUGCCCCGAGACCGACGGCGGCGUGGCCAGGACCCACGACUCGUUCAGGAUGCAGGAGCUGGAGCUGGAGAACUCGCAGCUGAAGCGGGACCUGGGCUCGCUGCGCAAGAGCGUCGUGGAGGCCGACUCGACGACCGUCGUCCCGCGGACCCUCGUCGAGCAAUUCGAGGCGCUGCAGGCCGAGCUGGAGCGCAGGCGCGAGGAGUGCGUGCAGCUGCACACCGUGCUGGCCGACCACACGCGCCGCAUGAAGGCCACCCUCGGCUCGGCCUACGGCCAGGACGUCGACUUCGUCAACGAGGACGGCGAGCUCGUGCUCGCCUUCGAGGCGCAGAAGAAGAUCAACAGACAAUUGGAAGACGAGCUGCAGGCCAAGGAGCGUCAGUGGAAAGCUCAGAGGGACGAGUGGAUGGCCGAAAUCGAGAGGCUGCAGGAGGAGGUUCAACGCCAACAGAAGAUACUGUCCGUCAACUUGAGCAAAUCGCCGCAGACGCAGACGGAAGCCUUCAUGCAGUACGAGAUCACGAGGCUCACGUCCGAGAAUCUGGACCUGCAGGAGAAGUACGACAAGGCCGCCGAGGACUGCAGAAAGCUGAGGAAGCAGAUGAGGAUCCUUCAGAAGCGACUGCGCGAGGCAGGCCUGUCCGAGAUCGCCGAGCUGAGCGUCGACGUCGUGUCGACCACGACGAACGCGUCGUCCGGCGACAGUGGCACCGGCUCGAUGAUGCAGGCGGCCAUUCGCAAGAAGGAGCGCGACUUCGAAGGCAUGUUCGAGUUCCGCAAGGAGGACAUCAACGUCGUCCUCCGCAAUCUCAUCGACGACUUGAAGCCACGAGUGGCGAUCACGCUGCUACCCGGCCUGCCCGCCUACAUCCUGUUCAUGUGCAUUCGCCACACCGACUGCAUCAACGACGACGAAAAGGUGCGCGAGCUGCUGACCAGCUUCCUGAACACGAUCAAGCGCGUGGUCAGACGCAGCGACGACUUCGAGUGCGCGGUACUCUGGCUCAGUAACACGCUGCGGCUACUACACAACAUGAAGCAGUACUCCGGCGACAAGCCGUUCCAGAUCGAGAACACGCCGCGGCAGAACGAGCAGUGCCUGCGCAACUUCGACCUGAGCGAGUACCGCGUGGUGCUGAGCAACGUGUCGCUGUGGAUCUUCAACAGCAUCAUCAACCAGCUGAAGGAGCGCAUGCAGCCGCUGGUGGUGCCCGCGCUGCUCGAGCACGAGGCCAUCGCCGGCCUGAACAGCCGGGCGAGCGCCGCCAGGACGCGGCGCGACUCGGCGGGCGCCGGCGACGGCGGCCUGCAGGACGGCGCCGCGGACACCAAGGGCCAGGAGAAGCUGAACCUGCUGCUCGAGCACCUGAUGAUCGUGCACAAGACCCUGCAGUACCACGGCGUCGAUCCCGAGAUCAUCGUGCAGAUCUUCAAGCAGCUGUUCUACUUCAUGUGCGCCAGCGCCCUCAACAAUCUGCUGCUGAGGAACGAGCUCUGCCACUGGAGCAAGGGCAUGCAGAUCAGGUUCAACCUGAGCCACCUGGAGCAGUGGGCGAGGGACGUGCAGCUGGUGCCCGCCACGGACUCGCUGCAGCCCAUCGUCCAAGCGGCCCAGCUGCUGCAGGCGCGCAAGCAGGACGAGGACGUCGACUCCGUCUGCGACAUGUGUAACAAGCUCACGGCCAACCAGAUCGUCAAGAUACUCAAUCUGUAUACGCCGGCCGACGAGUUCGAGACACGCGUGCCCGUGUCCUUCAUCAGGAAGGUCCAGGCCAAGCUCCAGGAGAGAGGCGAGAAGAGCGAGCAGGUCAGUGGUCGAUCGAGUCGGGCAGCUUUCGGGUUCCACGCUCAUCGCUCUGUGCUCUCUUUUCAGCUGCUCAUGGAUCUCAAGCACACGUUCCCCGUCAGAUUCCCCUUCAGCCCGUCGAACAUCCGGCUGGAGGACAUCGAAGUCCCGGAUGUUCUCAAUUUGCCGAUGCUCAAAAAAGUCUAACGGCGCCUCGCUGUUCCCUCAACACACACACACACGCGCGCGCGCGCUGAUGCAUUUAUAACGUGUCAUUCGGGCUUUUGUUUCGAGAAAGGGCGCGCACACUUCGCCGUACUCUUCGCGCGAUGUCGAAAGAAAACAACGCUAGCUAGAUAUAUAUGUCCAAGACCAUAUUUUGUAUGAUUUUUUUUUACGUACUCUACAAUGGAUUGCCCAAUUGCGCGCUCGCGAAAGCAGGAGAGUGAAAGUUGUAUACGUGAUGCCAUAAUCAUGCCUUCAAACUGUUUUCAUCCUUAGAAAUAAUAAGUACAAAUUUAGUUUUUCGAAACACGAGUGAUGGGUGAAAAAGUGUAUCUGAUUCAACGUACCGAUGUGUCUCUGAGAUGUGAAAUCAUACAUGUAGAUACAAUGAUACACAGGAAAGAUGUUUGACGGUGAAAGGCUAUACAGGCACUAUACGUUUUUAACGUUUUACGUGUAAAAAUGAAAAAUAUUUUUCAAUAUUGCCGAAGAAUAAUUUUCAUGAUAUUGUAUAAAAAAAGUUAUUCUAUUAGCUUUAUAGAUGGAGGUUGUAUUGAAUAGUAGCUCAAAUAUAUAAUAUUUUUCAAGUGAUAUAUAUUUACAGUGUAAUGAAGAACAAAUCUAUCAAUGUUAUAAAAUUAUAAAUUUUAGCAGGACGUAUAAAGCCUUGAAGUAAUCACGAACAUUUUAUAUGUAUCAUUGAUUUUUAAAAUUUUAUAAAAGUUGUAUUGUUUCUGAUUUGUGUCUGUUAUCUUCUGGAAAUAGGGUGUAAAUUUAUAAGUAGAAUUUAGUAAAGUGAUGUUCAAAUUAUUCACGAUAUUAUUUAUGCCUGAGUUAGUUGGUUAAUUCUGAAUGUUGAUGAGUAUAGUUGAGUGUUCAUUCAGUUUAUCACGCUUCCGUUCAUAUCGUCGAAAACUGAGACAACGUUCGAAAAUUGAAACGAAAUAUUUCAAGAAAUGAAUGAUAUAUUGAAAAUUUAGAUAUUUUUUGAAUGAAUUUAAAAGUGAAACACAGAAUCGAAAUAGGUAACAUUUUUUUCGAUUGUAUACAAAUUCAAGCUUUUUAGCACUCUCUGUCAAGAUUAACAAGGAUUAUAGAUAGACAUGUACAAAAAAGUAUCAGAGAAAAGGGACGAAUAAGCUUCGGGUCUAUUGAGAUAUGGAAAUUAUGCAAAUGAAAAAAGUUAUAUUAAAGAUCUUCAAAGUUUUUACAAUGAAAUUCGUGUUGUUAGGUUGAAACCGAGCGCAAGUAUUAUAGCAUAAAUAAUGCAUUAUUAUUGGUGCCAUCGUAAAUGAAAACAAAAAAACUUCCUUUUUUCAAUUUACCUUGCGUUCGAAUAAUAAGCUCAUCACGGAUACGUAAGCGGGCGCAUUAAAAGUUUGUAUAAAGUUAAUUCAAAAUUCUGUGCCAGAAAAACGAAUUCGUCGUUUGUUUUCUAAAAUUGAAAAGUAUCUUCCAUUAACGUCUUCGAUUACCAUAAUAUGAUGUAACGAAUUAAUUUUGUUCCUAUGAUCAAGAAAUAUAUAAAAUA